AUGGCUGAACUCAAGAGAAAGUUCAAAAAUGGCAACUCCUUCACCAACAAAUGUGCUUCCUUGGUGAAGGAGCAACGUGCCCGUCUCUAUAUCCUCCGUCGCUGCGCCACCAUGCUCGUGUGCUGGUACGUCCAUGGCGACGACUAA
This is a messenger RNA of Tarenaya hassleriana, 147 nucleotides long. RefSeq lists its product as uncharacterized. The record is from RefSeq and is a predicted model, not a curated record. The transcript has a single exon. Gene Ontology annotation, biological process: negative regulation of cell population proliferation. NCBI's taxonomy places the organism in Eukaryota, Viridiplantae, Streptophyta, Magnoliopsida, Brassicales, Cleomaceae. The coding region runs from base 1 to 147 and encodes 48 amino acids.